AUGGCCGGAAAUAUUAAAGCAGAGCUAAGCACUCGCCUGUCCGCAUCCAAUGUGAUUGUGGAGGGCGAUGAGGCAUGGGAAGAUGCCCUCAAGCGGUGGACGAAGUAUCGAUCAAAAGUCCCUGCUGCAGUGAUUCAACCAACUAGCGAGGAGGAUGUGAUAACAGCGGUUUCUUAUGCCGUGCAAAGCGACAGACCGUUUGUGGUUAAAGGCGGAGGCCACAGCAAUGGAUUCUCGACUAUCGACAGUCCUGGGGUUGUGAUCGACCUUUCUAAGAUGCGUGAAGUCAAUGUUGACGUUGAGAACCUGCUGGUGACUGCGCAAGGAGGAGCAACCAUGGGCGAUGGAAUCAAGGCCGCCGGGGCAGCUGGGCUAGCUAUUGCUACUGGAACGUGCAACGAGGUGGGACUGAUUGGCGCCACGCUCGGAGGAGGCAUUGGCCGAUUCCUUGGGCUUUGGGGAUAUGCCAUAGACACUGUCGUCUCCAUGCGGGUCAUCGUGGUGGAUCAAAGCGGCACGGCCCGCGCAGUUGAAGCAUCACGCGAAUUCAACCAGGAUCUCUUCUGGGGACUGCGCGGUAGUGGUCAUCUAUUUGGAGUGGUGGUGCAGGCCACCUUUCGAGCACACCCGUGGCACCAUGAUACCUGGCACAGCUGUCUGGUCUUUAGUCCGGCGGAUGCAGGGAUCGUCGCAGAAGCAAUAGACCGCGUCCACUAUGAGGGAGGAAUGCAAGGUCGGCUGGUAUUCUGCGCACCAAAUAAACAGCCUGUCGUGCUUCUCCAGCUGUGGUAUGUUGGACCACCCGAGGAUGCCGCCAACAAGUUCGACACCCUCUUGUCGCUUCCCAGCAUGAAAAAACACCCAUUGAAUUAUGUUGGCCGUCUCAUUCCGUACUCGAAUCUCAACGAUUCCAGUGACCGCAUCUGCGGCUACGCUGGGCGAAAGAAUCUGGCAGCAUUCGGGAUGAAGUCCAUAUCUGCUGACUCGUGCACUGCUGCGCUCAGAGUGUACAUGAAUUUCAUCGACAGAUAUCCUGAUGCUGCCCAGACACACAUCUUGACUGAGUUCUAUGGCAUGGACGUGGCGAAACAGCUUGACUGCGACGGUCAGCAGACCUCUAUGACCAGAGAGGCUCGGCAAGAGGUCAAAUACUGGGUCAUGCCAUUGGCUUGGUACGAGGACCCUAAUCUGGAUGGACACUGUGCACGUCUUAAUCUGGACAUUCGCGAGGCAUUUUUGACCCAGUCAGGAGGUGAGCGUCUCAAUAGUGUAGGGUACGUUAAUAUGCCGUUUGAGGAUGAUACUGCACAUAGCAUUUUCGGCGAGGCAGAACGACUGGACAGACUUCGGGAGAUGAAGGCAAAAUGGGAUCCUCUGGGAGUAUUUCAAGGCUUGAUAAGGUUUUGGUGA
This is a messenger RNA of Aspergillus melleus, 1410 nucleotides long. It is a transcript of the gene hasG, whose product is annotated as FAD-linked oxidoreductase hasG. NCBI's taxonomy places the organism in Eukaryota, Fungi, Ascomycota, Eurotiomycetes, Eurotiales, Aspergillaceae. The record is from RefSeq and is a predicted model, not a curated record. Gene Ontology annotation, molecular function: oxidoreductase activity; FAD binding. Bases 1 to 1410 code for a protein of 469 amino acids. The transcript is spliced from 4 exons.